Syzygium oleosum is the source of this 465-nucleotide messenger RNA. Its product is annotated as protein CYSTEINE-RICH TRANSMEMBRANE MODULE 11-like. Gene Ontology annotation, cellular component: plasma membrane. The transcript is spliced from 3 exons. Bases 158 to 391 code for a protein of 77 amino acids. The record is from RefSeq and is a predicted model, not a curated record. Lineage: Eukaryota; Viridiplantae; Streptophyta; Magnoliopsida; Myrtales; Myrtaceae.
AGUCUAAGGAUUCAGGCGUCUUACUUUGUUGAGUCUCUUCUUUCCUUCUUUGUUCCUCUCCCAGGUAUAAAGAGAACCCAACCCAGAUCCACAUAGAUCUAUCACCUCUUGUUCUAUUUGAUUCAUAGAUUUCUAUCUGCAGCUGUCAGAAAUCAGCAUGAACGAUCCCAAGUAUCCAUAUCCAUAUCCGGCUCAAGGCCCUUAUCAAGGGCCUCCAGUGAUGGCGCCGCCGCAGUAUGCGCCUCCUCAGUAUGCCCCUCCGCAGUACGCGCCUCCGCCCCCGCCUCCACAGAAAGAACGCGGCUUUAUCGAGGGAUGCCUUGCAGCUCUGUGUUGUUGCUGUCUCUUGGAUGAGUGCUGUUGUGACCCGUCCAUCGUAUGCGUGUGCUAGCAUCGUGCCGGUGGCUGAUCGGAGACCAUAAGAGCAGCAUCAUUUCAAACAUUCAUUUCAAUCUACUAUUUGUU